Symbiodinium pilosum is the source of this 402-nucleotide messenger RNA. The record is from the annotation of a GenBank genome assembly. NCBI's taxonomy places the organism in Eukaryota, Dinophyceae, Suessiales, Symbiodiniaceae.
AUGGCAAUGGAACCAGUGGCGCAGGAAGUCUUCAAGCAGAGGCUGUACGAACUGGCGAAGGAAAACGAGGCAAAGCAGCCUGAGGACCCGCCAGCAAGGGAAGCACCUGUCACCAGCGGGGACGAUGUGUUGGAGGGCAUGCUCAGCGAUCUUCUCGGAGCUCUCCGCCGUGAGGGCCCAGGGGACCCCUUCUCGGCCGAGAAGGUGGCGGCCAUCAAUGCCAAAGCCUCCGAGGCCGUCACAGCGCCAUCUGGAUCUGAUCCUCCAAAAACAGCAGGAACCAGUGCUGAUGCCAGCGAACCUCCAACCAAGGCCGAAAACGCCGCUGGAGCGCCUGAGCCGACAGGCCUGUUGGCUGCCAUUCGCGCUGCGGGGGCAGUGAUGCAAAGGGAAGAACCGUGA